Messenger RNA from Lactuca saligna, 808 nucleotides. The record is from the annotation of a GenBank genome assembly. NCBI's taxonomy places the organism in Eukaryota, Viridiplantae, Streptophyta, Magnoliopsida, Asterales, Asteraceae.
UAAAUAAUUAAAUAAAUCAAUUCUACAUCAAUCACAUCCGACUUUCGUUUUGUAGAAUCAUGAAUGGUAAUAUUUACGUUGAUGUAUUUUCGUUGCUACUAAACUACCAUUUGUGGUAUGUUUUGACAUCCGUUCGUAUUGAUUUCAUUUGGAGGGACUCAAGAGCAAACAAACUUUUCAUGGUUCUCAUUGAUCAAAAUAGAGAGAAAGUGUUAGCAGUUGUUCCACAACAAAUGAUGCGCUUUAUUUAUGGAGGGAAUCUAUUGGGUGUUGUGUUUUCUUUAAACCAUUUCCAAAUCGAACCAACCUAUGCUGAGUAUCCGAGAUAUCAAGAAUAUAGUUUAUUACGUGGUGAUUUGAUGAUUAAGAUCAGCAACAACACACGGUUUAAUCGUUUGGCCGAUGCUAUCAUAUCAUGGUUUCCGGUUUUCCCAUUGGUUCCCACAAUAAAAAGUUUAGUAGAAGAUCGGACAGAGAGAAAAAUGAUGAUCGAUAUUGUUGGAAAAAUCAUCAGAGGCAAGCGAAACUAUUCCCGUUACUCUGGUUUACUGACGUUAACUUCUUUCACUUUAUAUCUCCAAGAUGGGCUUGAAUAUUUUGAUAUCAACCAAACUAAGCAACGUAGAGUUCCAACCGCGGAUGCCGGAAGCAUUUAACAUCAUAAAUAUGCCUAGAAGAAUUUUUAAUUCCGUGUGAGACAUUUGGUGGUGUUUUUUUUUGAAGUUUUGACAACUUUUACGAGUGUGUUGCUUUUAUUGUUGAUCUACAUUAAUGUUAGACAUAUUAUGGUGAAUUUUUUCAUGUAUGG